AACGGUCAAAACCCAAAUUUGAUAUCUUAUAUUUCUUCUGAAAUUCUGAGAUAAACAAUCUGUGGCAUCCAUCACACACGUAAUACUCCCAAAACCCAUUACUCGUUUGGAUUCAAUAUUCAAUACAAUACUUUCUCUCCUCCCCUCUCUUUGUGUGUGUCAUGGAGUUUGAGCGUUAUAACUAGCUCUCAUCCUCACCCAAGAUUUCCCAUUUCUCAUCCUCAGGGGGAAGAUGGAGAUUGACAAAGCAAUCAGGGAGUGCGAUGAUCGAAGGCUUAAGACCAAGUACAACAACGCUAUCUAUGUCAUUCAGAGAGCUCUUGCCCUCUACUCCAUUGAAGAGGUCACCUUCAGCUUCAAUGGGGGAAAAGAUUCAACAGUUUUGCUGCACCUACUUAGGGCUGGCUACUUUUUGCAUAAAGGGGAACAAAGCUGUACAAAUGGGGGUGUAAAAGAUUUUCCAAUACGAACAAUAUAUUUUGACUCCCCAUCCGCUUUCCCUGAAAUCAAUUCAUUUACUUAUGAUGCAGCCAACAUGUAUGGUUUGGAACUGGAUAUCAUUCGCUCAGAUUUUAAGUCUGGUUUGGAGGCUUUACUAAAGGGCAAACCAAUCAGAGCAAUUUUCCUCGGAGUUCGAAUGGGCGAUCCUACUGCGGUUGGGCAAGAGCAGUUCUCUCCUAGUUCACGUGGCUGGCCACCUUUCAUGAGAGUGAAUCCCAUCUUGGAUUGGUCAUACAGAGAUGUGUGGGCCUUCCUCUUAACUUGCAAGGUUCAGUACUGCAGUCUUUAUGAUCAAGGAUAUACUUCAAUCGGGAGCAUAUACGAUACAGUUCCGAAUUCAUUGUUAAGCAUCAACAACUCCUCCAGCAGCAAAGAAGUAUUUAGACCUGCGUAUUUUCUUUCUGAUGGAAGGUUAGAGAGAGCAGGGAGAGUUAAAAAAGUACAUCAUUCGGUUGGUGGGAAGAAGCCUGUUGUUGCCAAUGGGCUUAACAGUAUGGAGUUACCAAAGAGUAGCUUACUCACAGCAUCGGUCAUAGCUGUUGGGGAUGAGAUUCUGUUUGGCACUGCUGAGGAUCAAUUAGCGCAUUCAUUGUGUAGAAAGCUCCAUUCCAUUGGUUGGUCGGUAUCAGAAACUACUGUUGUACGAAAUGAUAUAGAUUCUGUGGCUGAAGAAGUUGAGCGACGACAAUCAAGUAAUGAUAUGGUAUUUAUAUAUGGAGGGGUUGGCCCACUUCAUUCAGAUGUCACUUUGGCAGGUGUUGCAAAGGCUUUUGGGGUUCGUCUGGCUCCUGAUGAAGAAUUUGAAGAAUAUUUGAGGCAUCUUAUAGGUGAUCAGUGCACAGGUGAUCGGAAUGAGAUGGCUCUGUUGCCCGAGGGAAUUACUGAGUUAUUGCAUCAUGAAAAGUUGAUCGUCCCCUUGAUCAAGUGUAAAAAUGUAAUAAUAUUUACGGCUACAAACGUCCUGGAGCUAGACGAUGAGUGGAACUGCCUAAUUGAACUAAUGAGGUCCAGUGGCGAGUUAGUAAUGGCACAACCAUUUGUAUCCAAGUGCUUGACAACAAAUCUUGCAGAUUUAGAAGUUGCUCAACCUGUGUCAAAACUCUGCCUAGAAUUUCCAGACCUCUACAUUGGGUGCUAUCGCAUAUCAAGACGUGAGCCUCUUAGAAUUUACUUUGAGGGCAAGGACCAAGAUCGAAUUGAAUCAGCGAAAGAAGCAUUGUGCAAGAAAUUCAAUCCAGGGGCUUUCUCUGAAAUCAAUUUGAGUUGAUGGGGGUGAAUGCCAGUUAACUGGUCUGAUAUACCAUAAUACAAGACUGUAGACGCUGUUAACUGGGUGAAGCCCAUUGUAACAAGGAAAAUGUUGUCAUUAUGAACAAAAUAGUCCUUAAGAAAUGGACUUUCUAUUAUUUGAAAUCUCACAGCUCAUUGGUACA
Argentina anserina (silverweed cinquefoil) is the source of this 1934-nucleotide messenger RNA. RefSeq lists its product as uncharacterized. Lineage: Eukaryota; Viridiplantae; Streptophyta; Magnoliopsida; Rosales; Rosaceae. Gene Ontology annotation, molecular function: FMN adenylyltransferase activity. Gene Ontology annotation, biological process: FAD biosynthetic process. The record is from RefSeq and is a predicted model, not a curated record. The coding region runs from base 233 to 1768 and encodes 511 amino acids. The transcript is spliced from 17 exons.